ACAGGAAAGGAGGGCUCGGGGUUAGAAUCGCCCAGCAGCCGUCGGGCCUGACCGAGAGGGCGCAGAAAGGGGCAGCUGGCAGCGGGGCGAGGGGGGCGAGCGCGCGUGCAAGAACAACGCACAAUGCGGAGAGCGGGAAGCAGCGGCCAGCCAGCCACUGAGAAGAAAAGCGGAGCAGCAGACCCUUUCCGGAAGCCGGCUUCGCCGCACGAGUCGGCGACUCGCCGCUCGGCUGUUCUCCCGCACGGACAGAGCGACGCAGGUCGGCGUUGGUAGCGGACGGUCGCUCCUCUCGGCUUGCCGCUGCCGGUUCUUCUUCCCACCGGCUGAGAGAGGACGGCGGCACGCAGCAGUGCAGCAGUUGCGGCGCAGAAGCGCCGGCGCGCGCGUGGCUCGCGCGUGCGUUCGCCUGCGUCGGAGCCUCUACCAACAACGCAGCUGUGCGGGCGGCUGGGCCGCCGUCGUUCGUCGUCGCCCAAGUGUCGCGAAAAAACAAGGUGAAGGCCGGAUCAGCGCGCGCGACGACACUGCAGCAGCUGCCGCUCACCGAAACGGCAGUUCUCCCGUGAUGCUCCGGUGCGCGGCGUCGUCAACAGCGACGUCAUGACGCAGCCGGACGUACCGCGCUGGGAGUCGCACGUUCUGUGCGCCCCCGGCGCCGUCGGCAUCGCAGCAUCAGCGCCGGAAGAAGAGUACAGCGGCGGCAGCGCAGGCGGCAGUUGCAGCAGCGACACCACCAGGCUGGAGUCGGCCUCUUCCAUCGGCGAAGAGGACUCCGACUCGGGGAGCUGGUGGUCCUACCCGUCCGAAUGCGGCUCUGUGGUCGAGCUCAACAGAGCCGCCGCAGGAGUCACCAACGGUUUCGCCGCCGGCAACAAGCACCACGAUCAUUCCGAACCACUACCUAGCACCUGCCCACCGACGACGCCUUCGAAUUAUGUUGCCACUUCAUCAGCGACUCCCGUUGAUGCCGUUGUUGCAACUGCGGUCAUCUACAGCGACGCCAGCAGAAAAGGUCCCGGUGGUAAUCCCCGUGGAGGUGCAGUGAUUUUACCUCCGUCGCCAGAUCGGCCUCUCAAAUCACGGUGUGUCAACGGACGUUCGGGAAGUGUGAGCGACGUAAACGCGCAGGAUUACAACGUCACUAAUCGUGGAAGCGCCGGGCAUGGAGCGAACGCCGAAAAUCAGCCGUUUGAACCGCCGCCGCGUCGCGCCUCCGUCACCGGUGGCGAGGGGUCGCCAACAGCUGACCACUGCAACAACCAGGUGAACACCGGCAGCCACGCGCUUCUGAAACCGGCGGGCAAGAUCGUAAACAGCGGCCGAGCCGCCGCGAUCCGCAAAAGCGCACUCGCGACAGAGACUCGACACAGCGCGCCAUCUAUCGUGCGGCACGUCACAUUCAAAGACCUCUCAGCGUCAUCUGGUAGCGACGACGAUGACUACGCGAGCGGGCAUGGCCGAAAUCGAAACUCGGCUAGUUACCAUGGGGACGAUCAACAGAACGCCGAGGCUGACCUGGAUGACUCGGGUUACUUGGACGGGGACAGCACUUCGAGUUCGAGCGACAUCUCGCCCCCCAGCAGUCUGAGCUGGGAGUCGGCGAUCGAUAGCUCGAGCUCGCGCAAGAGCCACGGCCGCUCGGCGGACCAGCAAUGCUUCGUCGACAGCGGCGGUGGCGGCAACAGAAACGGUACGCAUUCACCUCCCGGGCCUCGAAGUGAAAGCCGCGCAGGAGUGGCUGAAGAGCGCCGGACCAAAAGCAUGAACGGCAUGCACCGCGACAGCAGCGAUAACUCGACGUUGAGCUUUGUGCAAACGGAGAUUUGCGUGUCACAGAGCGUGAGACGUGAGGACAGCUACGAGUACUACCGGAACGGAACGCGCAUUGCGAAGCUCAACAACGUCAAUCAGACAUCUUGGAGUGAAACGAGCAGCACCGAAACUACGGAGCGAUGCACGCCACUGGGAAAACGCACCGAUGUCGAGAAGACGGUGUUUCGAGAGCAGACGACACCGCAGCCGAAACCGCGCGGUAGCCAAGCCGAUGAUGCAGCCAAGACAAGCGCUCCGCCGCAGCCGACGCGUCGGGUGCUGCCCUCUGUGGAUGGAGCGCGUAAGCGUCAACCGGAAGGGGGGAUUCAGAGGCGCCAAUCGGCAACGCGGGAAAGUGGGAAGCAGAAGAAAGAGAGCGCCGGCGGCGGUGGAGUAAGGAAUGUCGGCGGCAGCGUGAACCCAGCCUUCGUCUCCAGUGCGGCCAACGACGCUUGUCAGCAGCGCGAGUAUCAUCGCUGGAGGCAGCAGAAGACGCCGCAGCAUCCCGUUGCCGCGUACGACGACGAAGGCACCUCCUGCGACUUGGAAGACGACGAAGAGGAAGACAGCGUUGAAAGUCAACUUUUCGAGGAGGAAGAUGUGAGUUUUCACUUGGAAAGCCCGCCGGCCGCGCGCCACCACAAACAGAGAGCGGGAACAGUGAGCGCGACAGCAACAUCGCGCGCCGUCGCGCGAUCCCGCGGCGGCAGCACGACUGAGCCCAGCCGCGCGUCCGCCCUGGCAUCGGUGCGGGCGCAGUCGCGCGAUCCGUUUCUCGCGCUGGCAGUAGCCACAGCGAAAGCAGCAACCACGGCGAGUGCCGAAGCGUCGCGUGAAAUCUACGCUGGGUGCAAGCAGUUCGCUCCGCCACCAGAUCUGGACGUCGUAGUGCGCACGGCCUGCUCGGUCGGCGGCUCAGAAGAUGCCGUCGACCGGGCCAGGCACGCGCGAAGUCAGCCUGCGGAUGACAUCGUCUCCGUCUCGUCUUCACCGGUGUACAAAGCCAGUUCCUCAUCGGCCCGCUCUGACGUCCGGCUGCCGACUCCCGUGCGCUACAAGGAGUUUUCGUCGCUGCACCUCAAGAAAUCCGGCGGCAGCAGGGAACACGUGAACGGUCAUCACAAAGAAGGCGACGUGUCUCCUCUCUUGGAACGUGAGCCGCUGCCUUGCGAGCAACGUUCUUUUCACGUUCACUCGGACGUUUUGCCAACACGAGCGGACAGUUCGCCCCCGACAAGUUCGACGCCGUCUCCCGUGCUUCUUGAAGAUCGUGUUCGUGUACUACAAACUCCUGUGAAGAGCAACGCCGUCAUCGUAGACAACAUUCCCGACUCUGACGACUGCGAUGGCCCGCCCAUAACAAGCACACCGAAAGUCAGCAAUGGCCAUUGCGGCAACAAAAGGCCAGCUACUCUUCCCGUCAACGGAGGAACGGGCCCAGUCUGCCAUCGCAAGCCGCCGCCUGUUCCUCAGCAGCAAAAACAGCAGCAGCAAGCGUCGCAGCCGCUGCUUCUCCGGCCGCCCAAGCCGGUGCCCCCGCCCCGAUCCCGGUCUCCACUCGAUCCAGCCGAGUAUCUUGAGCGCAUCACGGGCUACGCGACGGCGCGGCGGCUGGCUCAGACACUACCCAAACCGCAAGUCCAGCUGCCCGAACCGCACAUGUCGCCUGCUACCGGCCGCCUUGUAUCGUCGCGGCGUCGAUUCUUCGAGAACCUUCAGCGGCAGCAAGAGCAGCAGAAGCGCCCGAACGACGCAUCCGCUGCUCCAGGCACGACAGCCGAAGAGUCGGCAGAACGGCUGCUCGGGUUCCGCGCUAGCGCGCAGGCGGCGCGCGAGAGUCUGGCCAAGAGCUCGCCGGAUCUCGCGGCGCUCGAGGCGGACGCUUGGCGCAGCCGCAGGCUGCACGAUCGAUGGCCGCCUCCUUCAACGGAGCCGCAGCAUGCACCGCGGCAGGCUACAGGAACCGAACCGAUCGGCACCGCCGCAGUGCUGCCGCCCCGGAGCCCGGCGCCGGCCGUGCAUCCAGACAAGUUCAACCGGCUCGUCGAGCAGACGCGCAGUCGCUACGCACGACGCCGCUGUGGACAGCCCGCGCACGAUGAACGCCGCCGCAGCAGGAGUCUGGGCUACCUCGAGACCGACGUGGACACGCUCUGUUGUCGCCAGGUGAAAUCUUCCAUUUCCGCUGCCGAAGGGGCCGAAGAAGACACCGGCCAGAACUGCGACGAAGCAGACGACGCGUACUUGAACCGCACCCGCAGCAUGGACCGGUUCCUCGAGGACGGCACCGUGGGCUGCCCGCUGCUGGGCGACGAACAGCGAACCAAGUCCGAACACGAGCUCCGCAUCGAGCGCUCGCUCCAGAAGCUCGAGCUACCCGAAUGGUACACGCGGCGCGGCAAGCCGGCCGAGACGGGCAUCCUGCGGGCGCGGCGCGACUCCGUCUCGUCCACGGGCCGAUCCGGCUGGCAGGGGCUGGGCAGCCGCACGCCUUCGACCGCGAGCCUGGCCGCCAACACUCCAGACAGCCGCAACCUGGUCAUCCCCAAGCGAGUGACAGCGCCAGACUGGCGAUGCUGGCAUGCGUCGCGCGAGUCCCUCACGUCCAGCCCCGGAUCACACGACGGAGGCGGUUCCCUCAGCCGCUGGGGCAGCGUCAGCAGUGCCCCUGCGGCAGCCUGGUCCUACAGAUCCAUGCGGCAGCCGUACCUCGGCUGGCGUGCCGCUCCCAGCACCGGUACCACAACUCCUCUGUCUUCCGCGGGCAGCCGACCCGUGUCUCCUGGAGGCGGUUGGACUACGCCGUCGGCUUUCGAUUACAACCAGCAGCAACAGCAUCACCAACAACAGCUGCAAGAACAGCAAGAGCACCGACAGCAGCAGCAGCAGCAGCAGUCGGCGUCACCGUGCAUUCCUCGGGACCGCUACUCAUACGUUCAAGGCAUCUACGGGGACGGUGGUGGUUGGAACGUGGAACGCGAGGACGAUUCGGAGGCCGUCUGCCCCUCGGUGAUCAGUGACAUCGGUGUGCCGUCUACGUCCGCGUCUUCGAACGGUGCCGCCAGGCCCGCCGUGUGGAUGGAGUCUUCUUUCGUGGGCUCCAAACCGGUGUCGACAUCUUCUGUGGUGGCCGCUCAGUCGCCCGCCGCGCCCGCGCUCGGUGAGUACGGUCGCAGUGUCGGCAUCACGCUGUGAGCGGCGACGCCACGCCCUGGGCUCUCUUGUGUCCUCUCCCGCGCACCAUGCCAUCCGGGCCUCGUGAGACGCUCGCAUGGCAAGGUGCGACGGUUUCACACACCCGCCGUCACUAUCGAAAUUGUCGUAGAGUGUUCAGAUUUAUCGGGUUUCUGUUGCUUUUUGGCCGAUAAGAUUGUAUUGAAAUUUGUCCGCGACUACUGCCAAUCUCAGGACGCGGCUUCUGUACGGGCUUCGCGUUCCGCCGGAAUAGCGUGCCGACGAAACCUCUUGAAGCCGUACCUCUCACACCAUUUGAUGGCUUGUUGCAAGAUUUUUAACAAGGUCUUCGGCUUGACUUUGAGUAUGAGGUAUUCCUUCGAAAGGACAAAAGUCUUUUCGCGGAAGCAAAAUAAUGGUUCGACGCAGAACCGUCUGUAGAGGGGUCUGAACUCCUCCGCAGAUGGUAUUGGAUUCGUGCCAUCAUGCGUUGUAGCUUGACAUCUGCCAUACAACAGUUUUAUUGAAUUGCAACAAAUCUGAUCAUUCCGGCGCAGCUAUCCAACUGAGAGCGUCCGGCUUGAAGUGGUUUCACGCUUCUGCUGGGUGUUACAUUGUGAGAGCCAUGCUUGAUGAAAGUUCGAAGAUUUUGACCGUAGUCGGAACAAAAAAUGUACAACAUCGCAUCGAAGAAUGGGGCACAACAAUGUGAGCUCGGGACCUUCAGCACAUUUUGCGCCCCAUUUGGUGGGCUGGAGAGCUCUAAUGUGACAAGCGUGAGUAGGGAGCGUGCUCCGGCGUUUCCCUAUCGUCUCCAGAAUCUGGCAUACGUUUCACCGCGCCGGAGCCGGUGCUGGAAAGUCAGGCUGUCGCAUUAUGGCGCCUCUGUCAUUGACGAUUGUACAGUUAUGCUAUGUGAGGUUCUAACUGUACCCUGUUGAAAGGAUGCGAAAGUUCAGUGUUACUGCAUUUAAAUAAAUCUCGUAAUGUGCGUGUAACAGCUGCCGUGCACUCUGACUACUAUUUAGGUCAUGGUUUAAAUGUAUGCAAGGAAUGUUCUGCAGACUGUGAAGUUAUUGUCAGGCUCCCGAACGUCUAUCGGCUGCAAGCCUUGACGCACAACCGUCGCGUUCUUUCGGCAACGACAUGCUCUCAUAGUGUGACACCUGUUGCAACAAUCCCGGCGUGACUCAUCUGCGGCGCGCGACGAUAGUGGCGGCGAGCUUUCUAGCCGCGAGACCUCUAAUCAAGGCUGCCCUACUUGAAGUAGCAACGCUCAGUAAGCUUCCGAACGCCGAUGCCAUGCAGAGCGGCGCGCUUCGCGGGGGAUUGCGAACACUGCACUAUCUGCUUCCGGCGUAGCUUUUUCUUCGCUUCGCAGCUGAGAAAAGGGUGCGCUUGUUUCUCUGACUCUCAACCUGUGCCUGUUCGCAAUGAAAGAAAAACGGUAUCUCGGUUUCGAGGAGGUCCGCAAGCCCGCGUAAGCGUGACGUCUGUUGGUGUCAUUCGCCGUAUUGGCACAUUUCUGAUAAGGCGCGCCCUUCGUGUCUCUGAAGCGUUCGGUCUGAUCACCGCGAACGUCGCGUGUAGGCUGCGUAAACGGCUUCCGCGCAUUUGCGACAGGACCUUAAGUACACCUUGCUGCAUUGGAGAAUACGAUAUUAUUGCCGUAGUAGCUACAUGGGGGCAUAGCGUUGCCAGAAACACCGCGCUACGGCCUCGAACGAAUCGUUUCCGGAGUUUCAAAGCGAGUGGGCGCAGAGCGAAGAACCGAAAGUGAUUGAGCAUUGUUUGAACGUUUCUCCUGAACGAGGAAAGAAGCCGCCAUAAUGUAGCAUUACCCCCUGUAUUCAGGGGCGGUUUUACAUUUUGGCGCGCUACUUCUCGCGCCAGUCGUUUUAUAUAUAGCCUGCUUUUUUUUUUUCUUUCUUUCUUUUUUUUUUCUUUUUUUUUUUUCCUGUACUGCCACCUGUCAUUGCUACCUUGUCUCAAAGAUAUGGGUGGCUGCCAUGUCUCCUAUAACACACUGUCGCUGUUCCGCGCCUGCCAAAGAAUCUCAGUUAUGGCUUUCGUCCCGCGUUCUUUCGUGUACAUACUGAACAAUAGCUGUCCUGCUUCUGCUUAUAGCGCAUAAUUUAUUGAAGCGUUUGUGUCGUCUUCAGCUAUCAGCCUGCCUGUGCCACCUCUUUUUUUUUUUUCCGUCCGCUGCUUCUGUUCCUAGUGGAUAUCGUAAAGUAUGGUAAAGUAAAGAUGCAGCAAAUCUUACUUCAAACGCUUAGACGAGUUAUAUAGCUACGUGUACUGUAUACGGUUGUUGUACGUGUUUUUUCACGUAUAUGCAGUGAGAGUUUGUUGCGUAUAAAAGGAAAGACACAAACGUCUUGUUCCACGCAAAGAAAAAAAAGUAUAUAUAAAUAUAUAUAGACACAUAUAUACUAUAGCGUCAUGGCCGUCACCACUGAUGUUUCAGCAGCGCUCCUCCUUUGCCGUGCUGAAUUUAGUUUAUUAUUUUUUUUCCCCUAUCACAUUGCCUUCAUUGCAUUGUUCUCGUGAAUUUUCCGGGGCAGUAGUAGCAGGAGUAGUACGAGAACAGCUUCGCGUUUGUACGGCGCAUCUACUUUUUUUUUUUUUUUCUACAACUCUAUCUCGCGUCUUUAUAACCCCCAGGAAUUCCAGGGUCGCAUAUGAUAUAAGCCCGCAACCUUCGCCGUUCGUUCUGUCGCCCUCCGCCGGACGAUUGUCGACGGUGUGAAACACAAGCCCCCCGCUCCAGGCCUUUCUCCACCCCAACUGCCUCAUGCUCUUGCAUGUGUUUUUUUUUUUAGGGAGAAAGAAAGAUUACUUAGUAAGGCCGCCCUUUUACGCCGUAAUUCGAGGCACAGGUUGAGAACGAACCGCAGUGGCAGGUUUCGUGACGUAAUCAAAACAGUUAUUGCUAUGUUUCGAUAGGUGUUUGUAUAAAGGUUUUACAUCCCCCGGUGGUCAGGAGCACUGGAGGUCAUUCACGUGACAGUGGACGCCAGUGGAAGCGGCUGCCUCUUUUGCCUUACAUAACACUCAAUCCACUCCGCGCUUCUCCUUUUCGUUUUUCCUUCUACAUGUCUGUCCUCACUCACAUCAUGCAUGUUGUCAGCGUCGUGGGCUGGUCUUGACCAGCGAGUCAGCCAUAGCACAACAUGUAGCAUCGAGAACGCCUCAUCGCAAUUUACCGUGGUGUAGUAACUUCUGAGACCAACGGCUACUGACUUAUGGUGGCAUUUGUUUAUCGUUUAUGGCUCUAUUUGGGCUCAGUAACGCAGAACCACUAGCGUAGCUACUCCCCCGUCUUGGAGCCUCAAAUCAACAACGGCGUUGAUUGAAUACUGUCCACGUAGCGUGUCACACCGCUAGUUCUUUGGAAGGCCCGCUCUGAGCCAGUCUCGCUCUGGUGAACGUGACACCCACGGGAUGCGCAUGAAGCUGCGCUGUCAUAUUACGUAUGAGCGAGACGCCCCCCCCCCCCCCCCCCCCUCUCCUCCUCGGGAGUGUACACGAGAACGACGACGUUUAUUUUUCUGGUUCUUUCUUAAAAGGUAAACCUGAAAAAAGCUUCCUUCUUUAUACAUACAUAUAUUUAUGUGUGUGUGUAUAUAUAAAAAGUACAUCGUGCGGCGCUGCGUUCUGCGCUGCUUUUUGCGCUCCUUAAAAAAUAUGUGCCCAAGAUCGCUUACGUACGUUCGAAUUUGAGUCUACUUACUUGUUUCUCCUAAUGGUAUUAGCUUUCAUUCGCUUCUUGUGCUGACAUCAGAUGCACAAAAUACAACCGCAUUUGUGGCACUGAAAGAAAUCGUUGCCUGUCAAUUCUGUCUGCGUCUCUCGGACUUUCAUUGCGGAGUUUUCCCUCAUUCUCACCUGUUAUCGCGAUAUUUAUGCAUCUUUUCGUUCUUUUAUCCUAUUUGCCGUAACCAGGCAUCGCCAUGCCGGCCGGUUCGAGAUUGCGUUUUCAUGCUUUUACACGGAGUGGCUUGGGUGUUUCUUUUCUCUCUCUCUCUCUUUCCGUUUUAUUUUCUUUUUUUUUCUUUUUUUUUUUCUUUUUUUUAUAGUGUCGUGAAGUCGCGCGGCCUUUUCUGACGCUGUUAAGCUUUAUUUAACCAUUUGUUUACGACGUUAAAAAAAAUUCUUAUGGGCGGGUCAGCUCGUUCUUUUUUAUACUGUUCUGAAAGAGGCAGCCUGUUUAUACAUGUGUACAUGCAUAUGCCGUUUAUACAUAUAUGUGCAUAGACAAGCCGUCUAUAUCGGAUACGUCUGAACAUGCGUGCUGUUUAUCACGGUGCUUUAUCUUCGGAAAUGUUACAGGAAGUCAACCUUCGACCGUGUCGCAAUUAUUAGCUUAGUUCUUGCGAAGCCUCUUCCGCCUUAUAUCCCUCCGUUUAGCAACUCCGCUCUUCCAUGCAGGAACACGAUUUAAAAAAAAACAAGAGAAAUUAGGGUGAGGAUCACGUGUCUGACGUUCCACGCGAACCUCCUUCCCUUACCGAAGACAAACACUCGCGACGCCAUUAUCGCCUUGUAUACACUUGCGUGCGUUGCGUGCUUAAGUCGUCCGCGUUGGCGGCGGAUUAAUGGUGGGAAAGGGGCUCGUCCCUUGUACUACCGCUUGUUGGUUGUUCGUCUGUGCUCGCCCAUCCUACGCUGGCCCCUAUUUCUUAUUCUGCCCCGCCGCAGACGUCGUAUCUUCGUCGUCGUCGUGUUUACGUUAGCUCUGUGACAACAAGGGCUAUUGCAUCGCUUCGCAGAAGCAGCGAACGGACGAAAUUAUAGCCGUCGUCUGUUCAAGCGGACGACUUGAGCAGGCGACGACGUAAACAGAAAAAAAAAAGAAAAAAAAAAAUACCGGGGCCGGGCGCGAGCACUUAGCACUUGCGCGCUUUUCUGCUGUUUGUGUUUGUGUUGCGACCGCGUGGGACGUGUAAUUCUUGUUUCUAUUUUUUUUUUCUCUCGCUUUCUGUUUCGUCGUUCUCGUUUUCUCGUUACUGUUCACAUUUCUGCGAAUUGCUGAUCCUGCUGCGACUUGGCGGCGGACGACAGGAGAAGUGAAUGAGACGGUGUGGGGGCUAAGGACAGUGACUCGGCCUCCUCCUGUCGUCUACUGCUAACGAGCUGUUCCGUCAUGUUGUUGUUGUUGUUUUGUUUUUGUUUUGCCGUUUCUCUCUUCUGGCUGCUGUGUCUGUAUGUUCCUGUAAAUGGCGCUAUUCGUUUCGGCCGCACCCGAUGCUGUUAUUAGCGCAGUGUGUGUAUGUGUGUGCGUGAUGGCUAUAGUUUUCGGCGUGGCGGCAGAUUCGCUGCAGCGUGUAGUUGUAGCUGACCAGAGGCGCUUUUCUGUGCAGUCCUCGUCAGAGGUCGCGACGAUCGGUGGCACGUGAUGUUAAUUGACAUCUUCAUAAUUGAACCAAAUACGCGAUUCGUUUGUUUAUAAAGGUGCGCGAGUUGUAAUCUCCCGCCACGCCGAAAGCAACACGAAGCCAUGCUAUACGGGCACCGUGUGUGUAGCCAAAAGGAAUGGUCGUGUUGUGUAUAAUGAUGCUGUUGGUGUGUCUGGUGGACGUUGGUGGCCUAUUCUACGUAUGUACUGCGUAAGUUACCUAUACAUAUACUAUAUACAACGUGUUUCGCGAGUGAACAAAAAAAAAAAUAGAGUGAAAGAGGUUGUCGCGAGAAAAAAAAAAAGUGAGAGAGAAAGAGAAGCAAGAGAGAACUUGCGUAGUAUAGUGUUGCUCACGUGUAUACUUGCAGUUGUUUAUUUUAAAUAAUGAAUAAAAGCCAUAUUUCCCCUUUG
Messenger RNA from Dermacentor silvarum, 10804 nucleotides. RefSeq lists its product as uncharacterized. The transcript has a single exon. The coding region runs from base 604 to 5010 and encodes 1468 amino acids. Lineage: Eukaryota; Metazoa; Arthropoda; Arachnida; Ixodida; Ixodidae. The record is from RefSeq and is a predicted model, not a curated record.